CAGCGCGCCCGGCAGCGGCGCCAUCGCCCGGCCCCAUGGCGGAGACCAAGGAAACACAUGAGGAGCAUGAUACUUCAACUGAAAAUGCAGAUGAUUCCAACCAUGAUCCUCAGUUUGAACCCAUAGUUUCACUUCCUGAGCAAGAAAUAAAGACCCUGGAAGAGGAUGAGGAAGAACUUUUUAAGAUGCGAGCAAAGCUAUUCCGAUUUGCAUCUGAAAAUGACCUUCCUGAAUGGAAAGAACGAGGAACUGGUGAUGUAAAACUCCUGAAGCACAAGGAGAAGGGAACAAUUCGCCUCCUCAUGAGGAGGGAUAAAACCCUAAAAAUCUGUGCAAACCAUUAUAUCACACCCUUAAUGGAGCUGAAGCCUAAUGCUGGCAGUGACAGGGCAUGGGUCUGGAACACACAUGCUGACUUUGCAGAUGAAAGCCCUAAGCCCGAACUUCUGGCAAUCCGCUUUCUAAACGCAGAAAAUGCACAGAAAUUCAAGGCAAAAUUUGAAGAAUGCAGAAAUGAGGUAGACAAGAGAGCAAAGAAGGCAGGCACAGACAAAAAUGAUAGCGCUGAUAAAGUUGCUGAAAAACUAGAAGAGCUAUCUGUAAAGGAAGAGAGUAAAGAAUCUGAGAAGAAAGAGACCAAGGAAAAAACUGAAGAAAAGCAAUAAAUCAUCUUGGGCCUUGUGGUUUUUCCUUUACUUUUUUUUUYYUUUYYUUUUUUUUAAUUUUUACAAGGGACUUUAUAAGAAACUGAAUUCAAUGUUCAGAUUGUUUUUUCUAAGCUUUUGCCCUUUUGAAGAUGUCUUCAGAAAAUCCAUUCCCCAGUCAUGAAAAUGUACUGUGCUAACUUUCUUUUCCAUAGUGGAAACACUUAUUUAUAGUCAUCCAAAAGAGUGAAUAAAACAAACUUGAAAACAGCAUCAGAGGGCAGAACUGAGUUUUCUGUAUACUUUAAAGGCUUGUGAAAACAGUUGUUUCACUGGGUGUUGAGAUGCCUAUCUUUAUACGUGUGGAUUAACUAGGUUGACAGACUUUACUACAGGGAAGAUUAAGAUUACAUACAUGUUUCUUACAUGGCUUGUAAACUCUAAUAAUGGACCUUUCACUUUUUUUCCCUGUUUACCUCCUCUGUUUCUGAGCAGGGAGCAUGCCCAUGAUUCUUGAAAUGCAGCAGACUUCUGGAAUCAGGAGGUGAUAGAGGACAGGACUUCUGGCACACUAAUGAUGCCUCAUUGGACAGUAUAAGUAAAGGUGGGGGAAGAAAAGUAUUACAUAGACUUAAGUAGUUUUUUCUUAUGAAAUAAAAACUAGCACUCCCCUCUUUUGAAAUGAAUUAGUUAAUCCAAGCAAAACUGCUUAGGUCUAGCACAAAGGUGUAACUGUGGUCCCASAUAUUUCAUGAUGUGCUACUUGCUGACUUGAGGUAGUAUCAGCCUUUUAUAUAAAGGAGUAAACGAAGGAACCUUAAGUGUUGAAGUAGCUUACUGUGAUAUGUAUUAUUUCAGCAUGUCACAAUAUUACACUCUAAGAUCUUUAAGCUUUUUUCAGGGCUUGCUUUGCUUUUAUAAAUAGGAAGUUUUUUUCUAAAAUGUGUAAUGGGAGGCUGUCCCCCUUAGAGGGAGAAGCUCUGCCAUUUGCUUUAAGGUAAUUAGGUUGUGCACCCUUGAAGGGAGCUACCUGUGACCAAAUGGGCAAAUUGAUCAAAUUCCUUUAGGUGCUUUCUGUUUUAUCCAGUUUCAAGYGACUGCUAAGUGAGAGAAAAGGAAAUAGAGCAAAUAACAAAAUGAACAUAUUUUUUAAUAAAAAUUGCUGACCACUAAUAGAAAAGUAGCAAGGGAAUCUUCAAUAACUGUUUACAAAAUUAUGAAGACUGGGCAAAACUUAACUUUAAGAUUGUCUGAUGUUUAUAUUGGAUAGCAAGACCUUUUAUCUGUUUAAGAAGCUUCCCAAGUAGGUCAAGCUCUGUAGUCCACCUGAGAAAAAUAUAUUUCAAAGUUAUCUUCUAUUUAGCACUAACUUUUGAUGCUAUAGUGAAUUAGCUUUAAAUAUGGAGCUAUAAUUAAGGUACUCACUCUAUUCAAAGUAAUUCCUUUGGUGUUCAUGUUCUCCCUGUACAACAGAUAUCAGAAGUCUGUUUAAUUAACAAAGAUGGUUGAAAAGUAAAAUAAAAUGCUCUUUAGUGUUUCUGGUUUGGAAAUACAAGUUAAAGCUAUUCUUAAUUAUUUAACAUUUGAAUGUACAAGCCAAAACUUUAUCUGUGAGUCACUGUAAAUUAUCUGAUCUGAUAAUGUCAGUGUGUCUAAAUUGAUAGAAAUGACACUCAAAAAUAAAUAUAAAUUUUCAUUUAAAGGAUUUGUUUUUUAUUUGAAGAACUCUUACUGAAAUACUUUGUCCUGCAGACUACAAAAGUAUGGAAAAGGCAAAAUGGACUGUUGUGAUUUUGAUAUCAAGCAUAGUAUGGAGGGGAGGCAGAAACAUUAAAAAGACUUUAGUUGGGACAUAACCUUAAACAUGAAGUUUGACAACUUUGUUUCAUUACCAUUUUCUUCACUUCCCCAUUUUUACUUAAUCAUAUGGUUUUCGGACAUUUCACUUGUUCCUUAGGUUAACUGAUGCAUACUUAUGGUUCAUGAGUGAGUUAAUGUAAGYCUAAUAUCUCAAAGAUAAAUUGCAAGAGGUAACUUAUCAAGUCCUGCAAAGUAAAAUAACUUCUCUGGAUAGCAUUUUACUGAGGAAUGUCUUAAUCAUUUAAAUUAAAGAUUGGUUAGUCAUUGUUCUAGUCCCUUUAGAAGCCAUAAGUGUGCUGCUCUGCAGAUUAGAGGCAAGUAUUUUUGAAGGUUAAUAUUGGUGAAAAGUAUUUYGUGUAAGUCAUUCUGAUAAACUUUCCUAUAUGUAGCAUAGAUUAUCAAGGGAUGUCCUUGAGAAUUUUUUUUUAGUUCACUGAAAACCAGGUAUUUUAGGGUUUUAGUUGUUCAUAGUUUAGUUCAUUUUUUUCCAAGCUCACAAGGUAUUAAACA
Messenger RNA from Nothoprocta perdicaria, 3014 nucleotides. It is a transcript of the gene RANBP1, whose product is annotated as RAN binding protein 1. The transcript is spliced from 6 exons. Gene Ontology annotation, cellular component: centrosome; cytoplasm; nuclear pore. Lineage: Eukaryota; Metazoa; Chordata; Aves; Tinamiformes; Tinamidae. Gene Ontology annotation, biological process: nucleocytoplasmic transport; positive regulation of mitotic centrosome separation. The record is from RefSeq and is a predicted model, not a curated record. Bases 36 to 665 code for a protein of 209 amino acids. Gene Ontology annotation, molecular function: GTPase activator activity.